AUGGUUCAACUCACCAACUCCGUCCUCGUUGCUGCCGUCAUCGUCGCCCCCACUCUUGCUUCCCACCUCGGUGAUGUGCACCACGAGACUUUGCACGCUCGCGACCCUAGGCUGAGUGCACUCAUCAAGAAGGUCGGAAGAAACACCCCGGGUGCUAUCAGCACUGCCGCCACCGUCGCCGGUGCUGCCGCCGCGUUGGCUCCCGCUCAGACAGUUGCACGCGAUCUCGAGGAGCUGGAAGAGCUCGCUGCCCGCGACCCCAAGCUCGGUGCAAUCCUUAAGAAGGUCGGAAGGAAUACAUCCAGCGCUCUCGGAAUGGCAGCCACUGUCGGCGGAGCUGCUGCUGCCUUGGUGCCUCCUCCCACUCAACGGGAGCUGGACGCCCUCGAGGUCCUCGCUGCUCGGGAGCCCAUCUUUGGCAAGAUCCUCCGGGUCGCCAAGAAGGUUGCGGGUGGUGCUGCUCAAGUCGCUGCUGGCGCUCUUUCUGGCCGCGAUUUCGAAGCCGAGGUCGAGUUCACUGCCCGGGACAUCGAGAUGCUCGAGGAACUGGCCGAGCGAGAGCCCAUCUUCGGAAAGGCCUUCCGGGCCAUCAAGAAGGUUGCCGGUGGUGCUGCCCAAGUCGCAGCGGGUGCGCUCGCCGGUCGUGACGUCGAGGAGUUCCAGGAGUUCACCACUCGUGCUCGGGCACGCCGACCUCAGGCUCCUGCGCGUGGGAGGAGCACACUUUCGCGGGUCGCCAGCAAACUGACCAACCCCGACACCCUGAACUCGGUAGCACAGCUGUCCAGCAACGCCGUCUACCUCCACCAGGCCCAUCAGGCUAACAAGUUUGCCAAACAAGAGGCCGCUGCGAUGUCUGCUACCCCCUCCACAACGGAGGCCACUCAGUACACUGCCCGGGAGUUCGAGGAAGAGUUCGGCCUCACCGCUCGCGAGAUGGACACCUUGGAGGAGCUCGUCCUCCGUGAACCCAUCUUCGGCAAGGUUCUCCGGGUCGCAAAAAAGGUUGCUGGCGGUGCUGUUCAGGUUGCCGCUGGUGCGCUUUCCGGCCGCGAGUACGACGACGUCGAGGAGUUCACCGCUCGUGAGCUCGAGAUCAUGGACGAACUCGAAGCCCGCGACCCGUUCCUCGGCAAGAUCUUCCGCAAGGUCAAGGGUUUCUUCAAGGGCAAAUCCGCCGCCGCCGCCGCCGCCGAACCUGCUGCCGAAGAACAACAACCCGCCGCCCGAGAAUACGACGACUUCGAAGAGUUCACCGUUCGUGACCUUGAGCUGAUGGAUGAGCUCGAGGCACGCAACCCUUUCCUCGGCAAGAUCUUCAGGAAGGUGAAGGGUUUCUUCAAGGGUAAGGCAGCAGCUGCCCCCGCUGCGCAACCCGCGGCUGAGGAGCAGCCCGUGCAACGCGACCUGGAGAACGUCGAGGAGCUUGCUGGACGUGAAUACUACUACGACGAGCUUGAUUAA
Molecule: messenger RNA, 1464 nt
Organism: Cyclocybe aegerita
Lineage: Eukaryota; Fungi; Basidiomycota; Agaricomycetes; Agaricales; Hemipholiotaceae
Source: the annotation of a GenBank genome assembly